AUGGUAAUUGUGAGGAUUAUCAUAGCCUUAGCUGCUGCAAAGCAGUGGCAAAAUUCAUCAGAUGGAUGUAAUGAUCACAAGAUGAUUUUAGAGACAAAUGGAAUUCUCAAAGACAGCUUCAAAAUCAAAGAUUUAGGUGAGUUGAGAUACUUCUUAGGGAUUGAAUUUGCCAGGAACAGUACUGGAAUCCUUAUGCAUCAGAGGAAGUAUUGUCUUGAACUAAUUUCAGACAUGGGAUUGUCAAGUUCGAAACCUGUUGGAGACCCUAUUAAGUUGAAUAAAAGGCUUACAACUACAGAAUUUGAGCUGCACUUUUCUCCUGCAAAUGAACAUGACAAAUUGUUGAAAGAUCCUGGAGUGUAUCGGAAACUGAUUGGAAGAUUACUUUAUCUGACAAUAACAAGGCCAUACGUUGCAUUUUCAGUGCAACUUCUAAGCCAAUUUAUGCAUAGUCCGAAGACAUCUCAUAUGGAUGCAUCAAUGAGAGUGGUUAGAUAUAUAAAACAAUCACCAGGUUUAGGGAUAUUCAUGACAAGUGUUGUUGAUAAUCAAUUGAGGGCCUAUUUUGAUGCAGAUUGGGCAUCAUGUCCAAACAAUAGGAAAUCAAUAACUGGUUACAUAGUUACUUAUGGAGAUUCACUGAUAUCUUGGAAGUUCAAGAACUAA
Messenger RNA from Solanum lycopersicum (tomato), 666 nucleotides. RefSeq lists its product as uncharacterized. Lineage: Eukaryota; Viridiplantae; Streptophyta; Magnoliopsida; Solanales; Solanaceae. The record is from RefSeq and is a predicted model, not a curated record.